Messenger RNA from Paramuricea clavata, 6456 nucleotides. NCBI's taxonomy places the organism in Eukaryota, Metazoa, Cnidaria, Anthozoa, Malacalcyonacea, Plexauridae. The record is from the annotation of a GenBank genome assembly.
CACGGAUAAAGGCCAUGAUCGUUUCGCAUGCACAAACAUUAUCAUAAUUUCAUUGCUAACGCAAUAAUUUUUUAUUUACUUCCAGGUGAUAUUCAGCCAGAUGUGAACAUAACAGUGCUACCAUCCCAAGCUGUACUUUUGUUCACUCCACUCGAUAUUAUCUGUGAUGCAAAUAUCGCUCGAUUUCCCUCGUCCCUCCCAGGCCCUCCUCAGCCACCAGUAAGAAUCUUGAUUUAUGUUGGUAUAUACCUAGUGAAGGAGUGCGAGGAUGGCGGUGUCAAUCCAGUUUACCAAUGUAUUUAUAAUCUCACAAGUUUCAUCCCUGGUCUACCGCGGAGAUUUAGUUGUACUGCCUUCAAUGCCGACGGACAAUGCCGUUUCAAUAGCGCCAAUAUUACAAUCUUGCCACCACCACCAGGUUAGUCCUUCAAGUGUUUUGAUUUAGUUAGAAAAUGAAAAUAUAGCAGUCGACAAGUACAAAAAGAAUGAAAAAAAGAGUUCGAAGAAAGAAUGAUAAAGGCUGCCAAUACUUCUACGCUAGUAUAUAACGUAAUAAAUGCGCAAGAAAAACCAUGACAAUAUUUUCAUCCUCAGUAGCAACAGGAAAUGAGGCGUUUCCAAGUAAUAUGAGAACGUUUAUUUUAUUCAAAACGGCAUCAGUGUUAAUUAAAUACAUAUUUUAAUAAAUAUUAAAAAUCAUUUUGUAUAAUAAAAUAUUUAUAAUGUACCCUUUAGUUGACCUAUAUGAAAAGAUUUAAUCAGUUUAACCAAAUUUCAUUGUUCUUUUUUUCAAUUUUAGUAUUCACAAUUUUACGUGACAUCUUUUAGGCAUUUAUAGACACAUGCACGGAAAUUGGAAUCACAAUUUUUUCAAAACAGCCGUGGUUUCUCAGGAUAUUUUCUAUAUAUCUUAUACUUGUUUUCAAAUGAAUGUGAGAUCAGGUUUUAUCGAAACAAGAUUGCAUUAAAAUGACCACGAUCGAUUGGUAUAUAGUUGUAGCCGUUAGCUCUUUUUCUAGGGUGAGCGAUAGUUAAAUGAGGGUAUUAUGUCAUAAAAUAUUUCGGGUGAACAAUUGAUAAAGGAGAAUGCUGAUGUGGUAGGCACUAAUUCUAAUAAUUAUAAUUAUUCGUGAGAACAAGAGUACAUGUAGAUUAGGGUUAGGACUGGUGUUAGUGUUUAUUUCUGUUUCAUUUUUUAUUCUAUCAACUUUAUUGGACACAAAAUUAUAGAAUACAAGUUGUGGGCCCGGUACGGCUAAACCAAACGGGAGACCCAUGCAAGGCACUUCCCUUAAAUAAAAUUAUGACUAGAUUACAAAAAGAGAAAUGACCAUAUACAGUAAAUCUAUACAGAAUAUGCAGUUUACGAUGACAUGAACAAUCUCGUGUGACCAACUGCAUGCAUGGUAUAUUCACGUUAAUUAAACGUAUUCUUGAUCAAGUUUGGGUUAGGUCAACUGUUAGACUGUGGACGUCCGGAUCACAGGAAGUCCGGAAGGUAUAUCUUUUCAAGCCGUAAUAAAGCAAAAAGACAAUCGGGACACAUUAUGAAGUUCAGUUUAUGAGAUUUUUGUGACAUUUUAUGUUAUUAAUGGAUGUCUAUUUUGUAGUUGGUGUUUUAAAUAUACCAGUAUUAAAUUUCUACCUAAAUAGACCAUUGCAGGGCGUUGCUGCCUCGCCAUUAUCUUGAGGUAUUUUUUCCUUUGUUCCUCCAAACAUUUUGGUUUGUCUUCAGACUAAAAUCUAGUACUGGUACGUAGAUGAGAAGUCAAACGACGAAGAUUUCAGUCGCUAAAGCAGUGACAUCUUACUUGACAUGAAAUUCAUAUUUAUAACAAAAAAGGAGCUUUAUGUUACCUAUUAUGAUGCCAAUGCUUAAUGGGUCUACCACCUCUGUACCAUCAUUUAUCUAUUGCUCAUUCUAAAUAUUAGCGUGGUGAAGUAUCGUCUGGCGCGUUUGGCUAUGUAUUUCACAUAACUAUGUACUGACCUCUUUUAUGUAUUAACUAUUAGACUAAAAUUACAGCUAAAAAUAAAUGUCGAUUAGCUACUUGUGUGAAACAAACAGGGCAAUCAAACCAAACACUUAAAGGUAGCGAUAUCAAACACUCUGGACAUUUUAUUCUGACCAAAACAAUUUAUUAAAACAAGUUUUCCAACAAGUAAUUAUCUAACACACGAUCUCUCCUUUGAAAGUGCCAGAAUUAACAGCUGGCAUCUCGAAUACUGUGAACCAGAGGCGCCGGAAUAUCGAUAAUUGGGGCAGGUAUUCAUAUAUUCGUGUUCACAGACUGUAAAAUCAAUCGAUUUCAAAAGAAAUUAAUUGGGCAGAACACGAAUAUAUGAAUAUCUGCCCCCCAAUUAUCGAUAUUCCGGCGCCUCUGCUGUGAACCUUUUAAUAUGAAAACCAUUGUUAUUGCAUGGUUAGUACAUCCAUUAACUGUGGUUCGCAUUAAUGCACAUUUUCUUUUCAUUGACAACGGUAAAAAUACUGCGGAUUCAGGUUGAGUGUUUAAUGACGUCACGAUUAUGUGAACGUUGAAACAGAAAAACACGGGGUGUUGUCAAGUGGCAAAUUACUGAGAGAAUGAGAGAAUGUCUGUAAACAAACGGUUUUUAAAAUGUGUGACGCAAAACAAUAUGGUUGAUUAUUUAUUCCCGGAAAACCUUUAUCCGAAGACUAAGGUUGUUAACAAUAAGAAAUAUUAUUAUCAAUGGAUGUGAUCCUGCAGCAUGAGCUCCACCUUUGAAUUUACUAUAUGAGUAAAUUCUUAAACACGUCCGAAUUUAUCAUUAUGAUAAAUUCGCGGCAAAUUUUGAAUUUAUCAUAAUAAUAAAUUCGCGGCACCUAACACUAACCCUAACCCCAACCCCAACCCUAACCACUAACCCCUAACCACUAACUCCCUAACCCCUAACCACUAACCCCUAACCCCUAAUCCCCAACCUUCAUUUUUUAACUUUUUAAAUUUUUUAAACUUUUUUAAAAAUCUAACUUUUUAAACUUUUCUUGCUUUUCAAAACUCUUUUAAAACGUUGUAAAACUUUUUUAAAAACUAUUUUUUUAAAAGACAUGAAAGGGGUUAUUCGAUUGUUACAAUAAUAAUUGUAUACAACCUGAUAUAAAUUGAUAUAAAUUGUCGAUUCUGUUUCAAUUUAGCUAUAAGUGUAUAAGCAUUUUAAAAUUAAACUAAUUUUUAAACCUCUUCUUAAAUAGUUCCAAGUACAACUAACCCUCCUGACGUAACAACUCCAAGUCCAUCACUUUCAAUUACUAACGGUAGGCAGGCUUCACUACUAAAUAUCAAAUUCUAUUUCAGUGAAUUAGCAGUAUUACUAAUCAUGAUUAAUUUUGGAUAUCCUUCUCUCGCAUAAUGUAGUUUCAACUUCAACAAAUGCUCCACAAUAUACAACUACAGUUCCUAUUACUAACGGUAGGCUUUUGACGUAUUAACACUUUAUAAAUCAAUUUAGUUUUAUAUCAAAUUUCGCUAAUUAAUGAUAAAUUAACAUGAAUAUUAAUCUUUAAAUUCUGACUAACUUUUCUUUAAGGUGCAGGCUUCAAAAAUUUUAAUAAAUUAAUUAUGAAAAUUAGGAUAUAGAUAAAAAAUAUGAAGCAGUAUUCAAAGGAUUUGAAAUUUUUCCCAAAGAUUUGGUAAGUGCCAUUGUUAUGGCAACAGUGCUUUUUACCAUGUGAAGGUGAAGGCUAUUUCAGAUACGGUAGAGCACUUAGUCCCCAGGCGCCAAGCUAAGGAGCGGAGUUUAAUUUAAUGGAGUUUAUAUUCUAUAUUUUUACUGUUGUUUUUUGACGUUUUUCUUCUUUUUGGUUGGUAGAACUUAUAUUGUGAAAUGUCAGAUAUGUUACUCUUUAUCUGAAAAAAGAUAUAUUUUAUAUCAGAAUUUGUCUCAUAACAUAAUUUAACAUAGUUUUAAAGUUGAUGUAUACUUAUCUGUACGGACACUGAGAGAGUGAUGGUUGUGACUGAGUUGUCCAUUUAACAAUGAAAUCAAUUUAUACUAUUUUAUUCAAGUUGGCAAGCUACGAGCUUACAAUUAAAUAAUUACUUGGCUUGAUGAAGAUGAUAUUAUUUCAUUUUAUAUUUGAGCAGGACAAUUCAUGCCAAUUUCCGGGCGACCAAGCCUCCGCACGGCCGAACGAACAACGCCCACCCCCUCCCCCGCGCGCUCGUUUUGGGCUCGCUCGUUUUGGGCUCGGUCCAUCAUUCGUGAGAUGAAUUAUUAAGUAAUCCGAACACUUUGAAACUUUCACUGGCUUCCAAGUAAAGAUUACUUUCGCAUGAGUAUUAUAUUGUUUUCCGGGGUUGCUACUGUAUAUUUGCAAUAUAUAGUAAAUGCACCAGUAAGAAGUGAUAGCACGGGCAAGGAGCUAUUUUAUUGUGCUAGUUAACUAUUUCCUUAAUAUUAUUUUUAGCAACAACGGCUCCACCGACAGAAAAAGUGACGACUACAUCGCCUCCACCUACACCAACUGGUAAGCGCUUGAAGAUUUAAGGAUUUUGAAACAAAUGACAUUUCUACAGUAUAGCAAUCUGAUUGGUCAAAUAUUAACUUUUUAUUAACCAAGCGCGAGGUCUUUACAGAGGAAUAUCGGACCAAGGUAUUUUUUGUACACACCGAGCCCGUAGGGCGAGGUUUAUACGAAAAGACCGAGAUUCGAUAUUUCUCUGCAAAGACCGAGCAAGCCAGGUUAAUAAAAGUUUAUUAUAUGGCAUUUAUAGGCAUAUACUUGAAACAAACAAGAAAGUGCAUUAUUUGAAAAUGCAUAUUAGUAGCGUGGUACACAUUUGGUCGAAGAAAACAAAAAUGGUCGAUGUAUUCCCUCAUUUUCACUAAAACCAUUCGCAGAUAUCUUAUUAAUAACAAAUUAAAUUAUCAUUUUCAAAUUUUCAAUUAGUUUUUCUGUUUUGUUUUGAAAUGCAUGCGUUUCAAUUACGUGUAAAUAAUGGACCGUUGAAAGUGCUUCUCAGCCAAUGACAGUCCGCCAUUUCACCGGAAGUGAUGCUUGCCAUAUAAUAAAGUAUGAUUAAUUCCCAUCUGCCACUAUUACGAGCAUAAAUCGAAUAUUUUCUUGAGCCCUAGUCCAUGGAGUUCUCAAACAAAAACAAACCUUAAAGGAUCAGGCAAAAUAAGAUGGCUCGUCUCUCGUAAUUCCAAUGUACACUUCAAAUUGUCAGUUUCUAUGUUUCGGAAUUCAGGAAAUCUCGUGUCGUGCAAUUUUAUAGCCUACAUAAUAUAUGUUAAUAUCAGUGGCGUACCCAGCCCGACUAUGUAGUUCCGUUAUGCAAAUAUUGCCAUAUUUAUAAACUAUAUGAACACAAUAAAUUUCUAAAGAAAUGAAUAAUGAUGACGGUUGAAAUUUGCAUAGCGGGACUAAAUCGUUGGGUUAAUUGGCUACGCCAGUGUGAUUAAAAGGUAAAUCGUCAGCUAGUUUGAUGCUUUUAUCUUGUAGAUGAGGGAGAAAGUACAACUCGCACACCAGGUAAUAGUAAACGUUUUAGUUUCAUUCGAAGCGGUCUUCCAAGUUCCAAUUCCUCUUGAAACUUUAUGUCAAUAUAUAUGGUUCAAAUUAAUAACAUGUAUUAAUAUAAAUUAAUUGAGAAGGUAAUUAAUUUAUUAAUAUAUCUAAUUCCUCGAGCGUCGAAAUUAUAGGGAGUCAUUUUUAUUUAAAAACUUUUUGAAUUUCAGUUGUGUUAACGACAGAAGCAGUCAUCCCGCCAAUACCAACGACAACAUCUACAACCAAAAAAGGUAAGUGGGACAGAAUUACUGUGGAUACCGCACUGUAUAACCGUAAUAAUAUCGUAAAACUUGUUUCUCAACAUCUUUUCACCGACCUACAUUGUUUUUACUGAUAGAUGAUGGCAGUGAUGAUAGUGAUGAUAGUGAUGACAGUGAUGAAGACAGUGACAGUGAGAGUGAAGAUGAUGAUUAGAAUCCACAAGCAAUAUACUUAGCAGUUUUAUGUUUGCUACUAACUAGACUGACACACAAAACGUUUAAUAGUAGUCAAUUCUACCAUUUCAUUGUAGACACAGUAUAUCUAGUUUAUAUAAUAUUAUAUAAUAUUAUGCCCUAUAAAGAUUAUAUUUUUAUUACAGAAUAAACCUAGGCAGAAUGCUCUCCGGUCAGUUGUGGAAGAUACAAAACUUUCAUUACUUAUCAAUUCAAUCUUAUUAUAACUAUGAUGUAUUGUUACCUUGGUAUUAUUAGUUGUUUGUCUGUUUUCUGCACUUCUAGAAAAGUGCGAGAUUUAGCUUAAAAAUGUAUAAUUUUGCUGUAUUUAGAAUAGAUUUUUCACAACCCAUCGAGUCUUCGUUGCCUGAAAUGCAAAUUUAAAGUUGUCCCCGAGCCAACGGCGCUUAGCGCCGUUCCGGGCGUUAGCCCGGGGUGAGGGUACUAAUACAUCCCGGCUAAAUGCCCCGACAUGCAUGGGCU